UCCCCGGCCGGCAACUUCUCCGUGCGAGGCUCCUUUGUUGGUCCCACUGCGGCUGCUCUCCUGUUUUGUGUCCCUGGGUGUCACAGUGCGUGUGUUGUGUGUCUGUGCGGAGCGGUGCUGUGUGGUUCUCCCCGUGCUCACUAUCCUGGCCAUCGGGCCCCGGCUUGUCCUUCCCCGGCACCGGCUGCACCAGAGACCCAGAACAAGCUUCCUGGAACCCAUGACCCCUGAAAUCUUGUCAACAUUCAUGCCAUCUGAGGGUAGCAGCUAUGAAGUAGAAGAAGCAGAGUGUUGCAGGGGACUGCUGGAUCUCCUAGAGUGACCCACCGUGACCGAUGGGACGCUGACUUCGGACCCUCCGUGAUUCACCAUGCUGUGUGGGAUGACAACGAUUCAGAGAGGGAAGAGGCCCGAGGUCACUCUCGCCUGCCUCAUCUUGGCCACAGUGGGCUGCUUCGCACACUUGAAUGAGGUGCCUCAGGUCACUGUGCAGCCUGCUUCUACCGUCCAGAAGCUGGGAGGGACUGUGGUCCUCGGCUGCGUGGUGGAGCCCCCAGGGAUGGACAUCACCUGGCGCCUGAACGGCAAGGAGUUGAAUGGCUCUGAUGAUGCUCUGGGGGUCCUCAUCACCCGCGGGACCCUCGUCAUCAUGGCGCUCAACAACCACACCGUGGGACGGUACCAGUGCGUGGCACGGAUGCCUGCAGGGGCCGUGGCAAGUGUGCCCGCCCCUGUGACGCUAGCCAACCUCCAGGACUUCAAGUUAGACGUGCAGCAUGUGAUUGAAGUGGACGAGGGAAACACGGCCGUCAUUGCCUGCCACCUGCCAGAGAGCCACCCGAAGGCCCAGGUCCGAUACAGCGUCAAACAAGAGUGGCUGGAGGCCUCCAGGGAUAACUACCUGAUCAUGCCAUCGGGGAACCUCCAGAUUGUGAACGCCAGCCAGGAGGAUGAGGGCAUGUACAAGUGCGCAGCCUACAACCCAGUGACCCAGGAAGUGAAAACCUCCGGCUCUAGCGACAGGCUGCGUGUGUGCCGCUCCACGGCAGAGGCUGCCCGCAUCGUCUACCCCCCGGAGGCCCAGACCAUCAUCGUCACCAAAGGCCAGAGCCUCAUCCUGGAGUGUGUGGCCAGCGGCAUCCCACCCCCGCGGGUCACCUGGGCCAAGGACGGCCCCAGCAUCGCCGGCUACAACAAGACGCGCUUCUUGCUGAGCAACCUCCUCAUCGACACGGCCAGCGAGGAGGACUCGGGGACCUACCGCUGCAUGGCCGACAACGGGGUGGGGGCGCCCGGGGCGGCCGUCAUCCUCUACAACGUCCAGGUGUUCGAACCCCCCGAGGUCACCAUGGAGCUGUCGCAGCUGGUCAUCCCCUGGGGCCAGAGUGCCAAGCUCACCUGCGAGGUGCGCGGGAACCCCCCGCCCUCGGUGCUGUGGCUGAGGAACGCGCUGCCCGUGGCCUCCAGCCGGCGCCUCCGGCUGUCUCGCAAGGCCUUGUGGGUGGUGGGCGUGGGGCCCGAGGACGAAGGCGUCUACCAGUGCAUGGCCGAGAACGAGGUCGGGAGCGCGCACGCCGUGGUGCAGCUGAGGACCAGCAGGCCCGGCACCACCCCGGGGCCAGGGCGGGAUGCCAAGCUGGACAGUGCCGUGCCACCCACGUCUCCUGCUGGACCUGGCCCUGAGCAGUUGCCGAGGGGACACCCAGGGCUCCCGAGGCCAGCACAGCCUGCUCCCCCACACUGCCUGGGAGAGCGGGGACACGUGGCUCCCGCUGAUGCCCCCAUCAUCCUCAGCUCACCCAGGACGUCCAAGACCGACUCAUAUGAGCUGGUGUGGCGGCCGCGGCAUGAGGGCAGUAGCCAGGCCCCGAUCCUCUACUACGUGGUGAAACACCGCAAGCAGGUCACAAAUACCUCUGACGACUGGACCAUCUCUGGCAUUCCAGCCAACCAGCACCGCCUGACCCUCACCAGACUCGACCCUGGGAGCUUGUACGAAGUGGAGAUGGCAGCCUACAACUGCGCAGGCGAGGGCCAGACAGCCAUGGUCACCUUCCGAACCGGACGGCGACCCAAACCCGAGAUCGUGGCCAGCAAGGAGCAGCAGGUCCAGAGAGAUGACCCUGGAGCCAGCCCCCAGAGCAGCAGUCAGCCAGACCAUGGGCGUCUCUCCCCCCCAGAAGCCCCAGACAGGCCCACCAUCUCCAUGGCCUCUGAAACCUCAGUGUACGUGACCUGGAUUCCCCGGGGGAAUGGUGGGUUCCCCAUCCAGUCCUUCCGUGUGGAGUACAAGAAGCUGAAGAAAGUGGGGGACUGGAUUCUGGCCACCAGUGCCAUCCCUCCCUCCCGGCUCUCCGUGGAGAUCACAGGCCUAGAGAAAGGCACUUCCUACAAGUUUCGAGUCCGGGCUCUGAACAUGCUGGGGGAGAGCGAGCCCAGCGCCCCCUCCCGGCCCUACGUGGUGUCGGGCUACAGCGGCCGCAUGUAUGAGAGGCCCGUGGCAGGCCCUUACAUCACCUUCACAGAUGCGGUCAAUGAGACCACCAUCAUGCUCAAGUGGAUGUAUAUUCCAGCAAGUAACAACAACACCCCAAUCCAUGGCUUUUAUAUUUAUUAUCGACCCACAGACAGUGACAAUGAUAGUGACUACAAGAAGGACAUGGUGGAAGGGGACAGAUACUGGCACUCCAUCAGCCACCUGCAGCCAGAGACCUCCUACGACAUUAAGAUGCAGUGCUUUAAUGAAGGAGGGGAGAGCGAGUUCAGCAAUGUGAUGAUCUGUGAAACGAAAGCUCGGAAGUCUUCUGGUCAGCCCGGUCGUCUCCCACCCCCAACUCUGCCCCCACCGCAACCGCCACCCCCUGAAACCAUCGAGCGUCCCGUGAGCACCGGGGCCAUGGUCGCACGCUCCAGCGACCUGCCCUAUCUGAUCGUUGGGGUCGUCCUGGGCUCGAUUGUCCUCCUCAUCGUUGCCUUCAUCCCCUUCUGCUUGUGGAGGGCCUGGUCUAAGCAAAAACAUACUACAGACCUGGGUUUUCCUAGAAGUGCCCUUCUCUCCUCCUCCUGCCAAUACACCAUGGUGCCACUGGGAGGACUCCCGGGCCACCGAGCCAAUGGGCAGCCCUACCUCAGUGGCAGCAACGGACAGGCCUAUGCCAGUGGGGUUUGUGGGCACAGAGGCUGCCCUGCAGCUGCCAUGGGCUACCCAGGCGUGAAACCUCAGCAGCAUUUCCCAGGGGAGUGUCUGCAGCAGGACAACAACAGCCUGCUGAGGCCGACCAUUCUUGGCAAUGGCUAUGACCCCCAAAGUCACCAGGUUGCCAGGGCUCCCAAGCCGAGUCCGGACGAGGGCUCGCUCUUGUACACGCUGCCCGAUGACUCAACUCACCAGCUGCUUCAGCCCCACCAGGACUGCUGCCAUCUCCAGGAGCAGCCUGCUGCCACAGGCCAGUCAGGAGUGAGGAGCACAACUGGGAGUCCUGGGCCGGAAGCAUCGUGGGACCCUCCGUGUCACUCAGGGCACCCAUGCUGCUUGGGUCUUGUGCCAGUUGAAGAAGUGGACGGUCCCAUCCCCUGUCAAGUGUAUGGAGGAGACUGGUGUCCGCAGCACCCCGUGGGGUCCUACACAGGGCAGAAGCCCGGGAUGAGGCUGUCCCCCAGCCCACCGGUGCAUGUGUCUUUUGAAAGGCCACCUCCCACAAUUUAGGCAGAAGCCAGUAUCCCAGAAAGACUAUAUAUUGUUUUUUAAAAGAGACAGAGAAAAUUGGUAUUUAUUUUUCUAUAAUAGCCAUAUUUAUAUAUUUAUACACUUGUAAAUAAAUGUAUAUGUGUCUUUAUAAUUCUGGAGAGACAUAGGGAGUCCAACCCAUUGAGGUAUGAGAGGGAAAACAAAGAAGCCGCAACAGAAUAGGCGUCAACCAGGAAAGACUGACACAGACUGGCCAGAAUACAGACUGAGGAGAGCAACUCUUCACUCAGAACCUCAGCAACUGCCUAGGAGGGUGCUGGAGGCCCCCAGAUAACCUGAUGAAAGGGAGACUCCCAGGCAUGUUCUUCCCUUUGACCAUAAGGGCAAAGCAGGGUCUCCGGUAUCACAGAGACACUUGAAGAUGGCUGGCUUUGAUACUAUGGGAAAUAUUUUCAUAAGGUGCCCAUGAGGACAGACUAAGAUGUGUACAGUACUAUAAGCAUUAACAAACCUUCCAGAAUCAAUAAUCUGUGGCAACAUAUAUCUGUAAAAACAAACACUGUAACUUCUAAAUAAAUGUUUAGUCUUCCCUGUAA
This is a messenger RNA of Choloepus didactylus (southern two-toed sloth), 4284 nucleotides long. RefSeq names its product BOC cell adhesion associated, oncogene regulated (gene BOC). The record is from RefSeq and is a predicted model, not a curated record. Gene Ontology annotation, cellular component: axon; plasma membrane. Gene Ontology annotation, molecular function: protein binding. The coding region runs from base 371 to 3706 and encodes 1111 amino acids. Gene Ontology annotation, biological process: cell-cell adhesion; nervous system development; axon guidance. The transcript is spliced from 20 exons. NCBI's taxonomy places the organism in Eukaryota, Metazoa, Chordata, Mammalia, Pilosa, Megalonychidae.